AUGAACUUCCUUUCAAGCGCGUUCUCGCUUCUAUCGACAUCAUCAAUUCCAUACACGAUCAAAUCAAAGAUCGUGGAGCCCACAGGCAAUGCAGAUCAUAUCAUUUGGACUGUCUAUGACGGUGUGAAUCCCAAAAACGAUUCUGCAGUAACUAUCUUCGAGUUCAACUUGAAGGAACCUGCCACAGCCCAUUACAAAGAUUUGGCAAGAAAUUGCUUCAAGAAACUGAAGCUCAUCCGGAUCCCGGAGGUAAUCACCAUCAUAGACUUUAUUGAAAACGAUAACUACCUCUAUCUUAUUACAGAAAAAGUGUUGCCUUUGACAACAUACUUGGAGCUCAGACAACCACUUGCUGCCGACGUGAAGAUAUAUGGACUCUUCAAAGUUUUAAAUGCUUUGAAUUUCAUCAAUAGCAAGGCCAAUUGUGUUCACGCCAACCUCAAUUUCACCUCGGUCUGGGUAAAUGAACUGGGAGAAUGGAGGCUCUUCGGAUACGAGCUUCUCACAAAUUUAACCUCGGAUCCCGAUCAGCCUUUGUACAGACUCUCGGACAACAUGAAGUCUUUUAAGAACACCAUCCCGCCUGAGGUUGCAUCGAAUGGUGUUACAGCACUCCAGAGUAAUCCGAAACUAUUGGACUCCUAUAAGCUAGGAAUGUUUAUUUAUCAAAUAUUUGCAACCAAAGAUUUUUAUGAAAUUGCAGAGCCUUUUUCUGAAACUCUGCCUGCGAAAAUAUCUGGUCUUGUCGAUAGGUCUGGUGUCCCAAAGCCAUUGAUUCAACCUGUUUCGCAAUUGAUAAACACCAGAAGAAUUUCUAUUGAGAAAUUCAGCCAGGACACGGAAAAGUUCUUCUCAUCUAAUAGACUCGUGGAAUUCUCCCAAUUGCUAGAAGAAAUCAAGUUCGCAGACAAUCAAACAAAGCUUUCCUUUUUCAAACAUGACCUUGAAGAGUAUAUCAACGGUGAAUUUCCACCAGGAUACUUAGACAACAAAUUGUUGCCGGACAUUGUUGAGCAGUACAACAACCUUGUGAAGCUGAAGGCUCAGCUGGCAGCUUCUCCGGAGGAGCAAGCUAGUCGCCAAGAAGCGAUGUCAACAAUAUUGAACCAUAUCUUGGUUCUUAGUAGUAAUCUUGAUGAGAAAGUGUUCAACAAAUUGGUUUCGCCAGUUAUAUUCCAGGCAUUCAGCCUUCCCGAUCGUGCCGUCAGAUUGUCUUUGUUGAAGCACUUGGCCAAUUACGGUCCCAAAUUGAACGAUCAAGAUGUUCAGCUCCAAGUGUUUCCAAAUUUAUUGACUGGGUUUCAAGAUACCAACUUUCUUAUUCGUGAGACAACCUUGACGUCAUUGACUCUAAUAAUUGGUAAGAUCAGUGUCAAGCAGAUAAACAAUGAUUUGCUCAAAGUAUUGGCUAAACUGCAAAUGGAUCCGAAGCCCUCAAUUCGAACAAACACAUUGAUUCUCAUCAUUAAAAUUUCAGGCUCAAUUUACUCGAACUCCAGAAACAACGUCAUGAUCACUGCGUUGGCAAAGGCUCUCCGUGACUCAUUUACUCCUUGCAAAAUGGCAGCCCUUUCGGGUUUUGAUAAACUAAUUGAUAGCUUUGGCUUGGAAGAGAAAUGUACAAAGGUGUUGGGCCAUAUUGCAGUCGCUUUAAUGGACCCAAAGUCGCAUAAGGUAAGGUCAGAAGCAAAGCGUGUACUUCAACGUUAUCUUGAUUCAGUUGAAGCUCAUGCAGCUAAAUUUCUGAAGGACGAAGAAGAUGAGGAUGCUGAGGAGAAGGAAUUCAUGGAUCGAGUUAGCGAAGCUAAAUCCAGCACUGUUAAAGUUGAAUCGUCAAACCCUCCCGCCUCAUCCUUUGGUUGGGGAAUGGUAAACAAGUUGGUGUCUUCUGAGCCGAGCUCAGUGGCUGGAACCAUCAACCCAAUUAUGAAUAGAUCUACACCAGAUGUGACCAGAAUUAACUCCCCAGCAAUCGAAGAACAGACUUGGAGUGAUGAUGCACUAGAUGAAUGGGGCUCAGAAGAGAUCCAUACCACCGCCCCUCCGACUACUCAGGCUACCAAAAUCAUUUCCAAGCCUAAGCCUGCCCCAAAGAAAGAGCCACUCUUGCAAAAGAAAAAAGCUACGAAACUUGCCAAACCUCACAGGACUCCUGGAUCGACCUUGAAGCUAGAAUUAAGUGAUGGUGAACAAGACGAUGCAUGGGGAAACGAUUGGUGA
Molecule: messenger RNA, 2220 nt
Organism: Australozyma saopauloensis
Lineage: Eukaryota; Fungi; Ascomycota; Pichiomycetes; Serinales; Metschnikowiaceae
Gene: CEX1
Product: Cex1p
Exons: 1
Coding region: 1-2220 (739 amino acids)
Biological process (GO): protein phosphorylation; tRNA export from nucleus
Cellular component (GO): cytoplasm
Molecular function (GO): protein kinase activity; ATP binding
Source: RefSeq, a predicted model, not a curated record